Messenger RNA from Girardinichthys multiradiatus, 2841 nucleotides. RefSeq names its product mucin-5B-like. Bases 1 to 2841 code for a protein of 946 amino acids. Lineage: Eukaryota; Metazoa; Chordata; Actinopteri; Cyprinodontiformes; Goodeidae. The transcript is spliced from 20 exons. Gene Ontology annotation, cellular component: extracellular matrix. Gene Ontology annotation, molecular function: protein binding. The record is from RefSeq and is a predicted model, not a curated record.
AUGUCCCACCUUGACCGAGUCUGCACAACUUGGGGCCACUAUCACAUCAAGACCUUUGAUGGGCAUUUCUUCCAGCUGGCCUCCACCUGUAAGCACAUGUUGGUUUCACACUGUAAGGGAAGCUAUGAGAGUUUCCUCAUCCAGAUGAGGCGAGGCCUAGUUGACAACAACCCCACCAUCAGCAGCAUCACCAUGAAGCUGGAUGGUUCUGUUGUGGAGCUCUCUAAGAGCUCAGUGAUUUUCAAUGGCCAGAUUGUUUGUGAGAGAGGCCACUGGAUGUGUACUGAGGAAAACUGCUCAGUAACGUGUUCGGUGGAGGGGGGAGCUCACGUUACCACCUUUGAUGGAAAAAUCUACACUUUCCAUGGAGAUUGCUCUUAUGUUCUGGCAAAACAGAGUGAUGGCUCUUUGUACACUGUGUUGGUGGACGUCUUCAAAUGUGGUCUGACAGAGAGCAGGACUUGUCUCAGAGCUGUUACUCUGGCCCUGGACAGCAAUGCCGUGGUCAUCAAAAUCCUGUCAUCUGGGCAAGUCUUUGUCAACAACAUUCUUUCUCAGCUACCAUUGUUUACAUCUGAGCUGAGCGUCUUUUGGCCAUCCUCUUUUUAUGUCGUAAUCAGCACCAAAGUAGGAAUUCAAGUGAUGGUCCAGCUGUCUCCUGUGAUGCAAGUGUUUGUUUCAGCUGAUGUGUCACUUAAAGGAGCCACCUCAGGAUUAUGUGGGAACUUUAACAACAUAAUGACUGAUGACUUCUGGGUAAGCAGUGGACUUGUGGAGGGAACUGCCGCAGUAUUUGUCAACUCUUGGAAAACUAGAGUCAGCUGUCCUGACAUUGUGCCAAGCUUUGGUCAUCCUUGCAGUCAGGACAUCAGCAGAGAGAACUAUGCACAGUACUGGUGUUCCAAACUGACUGAUCCCCUGGGAGUGUUCGCUCCUUGCCACUCUGUUGUCAGCCCCAGCUCAUACAAAGAUAACUGCAUGUAUGACAGCUGCAACUGUGAAAAAAGUGAGGACUGUAUGUGUGCUGCAGUCUCCUCAUAUGUCUACGCCUGCUCAGCAGCAGGAGUCCACAUCAGUGGCUGGAGGGAAACCAUCUGCGGAAAAUUUAGCAAAUCAUGUCUGGCAGAUGCAGUUUAUGAGUACAACAUGACCUCUUGUGGUCGUACAUGCCGUUCCCUCAGCCAAGCUGAUUACUCCUGCCAGGUCAACUUGGCCACUGUGGAUGGCUGUGGCUGUGCUGAGGGAACCUACAUGAAUGAAGAUGGACAGUGUGUCUCCAGUGCAAGCUGUCCCUGCUAUGAUAAGGACACCUUUAUUCCUGCUGGACAGGUUAUCAUUAAAGACGGAAUAACAUGUCAGUCUUCUGCUUCCACAUCAUGUGUUGCCCCCAUGACUUAUUUUGAUUGCUCCACUGCUCAACCUGGGACUACUGGGGCUGAGUGUCAGAGGAGCUGCAGCACGGUGGAUAUACCAUGUAUCAGUACAGGCUGUACACCUGGCUGCGUGUGCCCAGAUGGCCUGUUAUCAGAUGGAGCAGGUGGCUGCAUCAAUGAGAGGAGCUGUCCAUGUGUUCACAAUGGACAAGUCUACCAACCAGGACAGACUUUGACCGUGGACUGUAACACCUGCUCAUGUAGUGGAAGAAAGUUCACCUGUACCAACAAUGAGUGCAGUGCAGUUUGUGGGAUCUAUGGAGAUGGUCAUUACAUUACGUUUGAUGAUAAAAGAUUUGACUUCAGUGGAGAAUGUGAAUACACACUCCUCCAGGAUUAUUGCAGCCCUGGUCAGGGAAAUGGGAGCUUCAGUAUUAUCACUGAGAAUGUUCCAUGUGGAACCACAGGAACUACCUGCUCCAAGACCAUCAAGAUCUUUCUGGAGGAUAAUGAAUUUCAUCUUAAAGAUGACAGUUUCCAGGUGAUAAGAGGAAACAUCAAGGUGCUCCCUGCUUUGGUACAAAAAAUUGGUAAUUACCUGGUGGUGACUGUCCAAUCAGGGCUUGUAGUCAUGUGGGACCAGAAGACUACCCUUUUCAUUUCUCUCAGCCCACAGUUCCAGGGUCAAGUGUGUGGUCUUUGUGGGAACUACGAUGGCAACAGUAAAAAUGAUUUCACCACACGUUCUCAAGAGGCGGUGACAGAUGUUUUAGAGUUUGGGAACAGCUGGAAAGUGUCACCUAGCUGCUCUAAUGCCCAGCUCCUCAGUGAUCCCUGUGCCUUUAAUCGCUACCGAGCAGCCUGGUCUCAGAAACAGUGCAGCAUCAUAACCAGCUCCACCUUCCAGAGCUGUCAUUCAAAUGUUGAUCCUGGCCCUUACUAUGAUUCUUGCGUGAGAGACUCCUGUGCUUGUGACACCGGUGGUGACUGUGAGUGUCUCUGCACUGCUGUGGCCGCCUAUGCCAAAGCUUGUAACACAGCUGGGGCCUGCAUCAGCUGGAGAACUCCGAAGAUGUGUCCUAUUUUCUGUGACUACUAUAACUCACCUGGUGGCUGUGAAUGGCAUUACAAGCCUUGUGGAGCUGACUGCAUGAAGACAUGUAGGAAUCCAUCAGGAAACUGUUCCAAACUCAUCAGCAAUAUGGAAGGCUGUUAUCCACAGUGUCCUCAAACCAGGCCAUUCUUUGAUGAAGACACAAUGAAAUGUGUUGCCUGGGACCAGUGUGGAUGCUACGAUGACAGAGGCACCCAUUACAGCAUAGAUGAUAAGGUUCCAUCCAACAACUGUUAUACUUGUGCCCGAGGCCACAACAAAGACCAGCGAAAGUACAGUAGUAUCAUCAAAGCCAUCUCUUCAUACAAGAACUACAGCAGGCCCUUUCACCACCUCUCAGAGAGCUACAACUGA